Molecule: messenger RNA, 2071 nt
Organism: Chenopodium quinoa (quinoa)
Lineage: Eukaryota; Viridiplantae; Streptophyta; Magnoliopsida; Caryophyllales; Amaranthaceae
Product: U11/U12 small nuclear ribonucleoprotein 31 kDa protein-like
Exons: 4
Coding region: 459-1196 (245 amino acids)
Biological process (GO): mRNA splicing, via spliceosome
Cellular component (GO): U12-type spliceosomal complex
Molecular function (GO): zinc ion binding; RNA binding
Source: RefSeq, a predicted model, not a curated record
AUACCAAAAAAAAAUAGAAAAGACACAAUUACCCGAAGUGCCACCUAAUCGGUUAGCAAUGCUCCAUUCAUUGAUUCAAUUGAGGAGCACCAAAAAAUAAUCUUUCCUAAUAAUAAAAGAGGGCCGGUUCAUCUCAACUUCCUUCUUUUCUCUCUCCUCUCUUUUAUCUCCGAACCAAAUCGCCGAUUUCGACAAACCAGGAAUUUAAGAGAGGAUCAUCUUCAGAAAUUUUUAAGCUCAUUUUUCAACUAUUAUUAAUUCAUCUAAGUUUUUUUUUUUUUUUCUUUUGGAGAAUAUUUGAUUGAAAGUUUUUCUAGGGUUUCUGGAGGUGUUUAAUUAGGCUGCUCGACCUGCGAGAGCUCGCGCUGAUUAUGAUUAUCUCAUCAAACUUCUUUUAAUCGGAAACAGUGGUAUUUGCUGAAUUUGUUAAGAACCAGCAAUUUCCAAGAACAAAGGGAAUGGCUGACAGUGAUGAAGACGAUACCUUCUACUAUCGGUACUCCACCCCAACAGCUGCUCAUUCUACUGCUUCUGCUUCGACCACCACCAAGCACAGCAGCAGCAGCGGCAGCGGUGGCUUGGCUCCCUCUAAGUCAACUGUUUAUGUUAGCAACAUUGAUUACAACCUCACUAACUCUGACCUCUUCACCAUCUUCUCCACCUUUGGAAAAGUCGCUCGUGUCACCAUUCUUAAGGACCAAGCCACGCGCCGUAGCCGUGGCGUUGCCUUUGUCCUCUUCGUCUCCCGUGAUGACGCUGUUUCUGCUGCCCGCCAGAUGAACGAAAAAAUCCUCAACGGCCGAACCCUAAGAGCUUCGAUUGCCUCAGACAACGGACGCGCAGCUGAAUUUAUACGUCGUCGUGUUUAUAAGGACAAGUCUAGAUGUUAUGAGUGCGGGGAGGAAGGCCAUCUGAGCUAUGAGUGUCCCAAAAAUCAGCUAGGUCCCAGAGAGCGUCCUGUUCCUAAGAAGGGAAGGAGAGAGAAGGAGCAGAGGAGGAAGGAGGAUGAUGAAGUGGAGGAGAGAGAAGGGGAUGAGGAAGAGGUCGCGUUUGAGGAGGAUAAUUGGGCUUCUGUGGUUGAUAGUGAUGCUGAUCAAAGGUUGUUAAUGGGGCAUGACGAACAACAGAGAUUGGCGAAAGGGAAGAAGGUGAAAAAAGCUAGCUAUUUCAGUGAUGAAAGUGGGGAAGAGGAUUGAACAUAUUGUAUAUUGUAUUUAGGGUAAUUGUCAAAAUGAUCAACCACCUUCUUUUCUUUAAAUUCCCCUUCAAUUAUAAGAAAUCCAAACUAUUUUCUUGUCCUGAUAUGUUGUCACAUAUCUACUUCAAGUCACACUAUUAGCGUUACAAUUGAUUGGGAGGUGCUGAGAAGGGAGGUAAAAGGCAGUUGCUUAUUAGGCCUUCCUCAAAAGUGAUUAUCAAGUUUCUAGUUGUCAUGCAAGAAAGCAUGGGCAUGGUUACAUUGGAGAAUUUGAGUAUGUCGAUGACCACAGAUCCGGAAAGAUAGUGAUUGAACUGAAUGGAAGAUUAAACAACUGUGGUGUUAUCAGCCCUCGUUUUGAUGUUGGUUAGUCCACACCGGUUUAGAUUCUUGAGAAUGAGACUGAGUCUUGACUCUUGAGGUUAUGACUCCCCAGCUUUCACCCGCACUUGGACGUGCCUUUCUGCAGUAUGCUAAGAAAAAGAAAUGGCCUUACCCUCCUCCUUGUCCUCUUGUUUUAGAUUUGAAUGGUUUGAUGCUAAAAUGAUACCCCCAUUUGUGGUAUGUGGGGCAAUCAAAAGUGGCACAUUUUGUGAUCUGCAACUUCUAGAAGAAAUGAAGGCUGAUUUUGGUAUUAAUGGGAUUAGAUGAAAAAUACUAGGAGCUAUGACCUAAAGCUCACCAAAUCUGGAUUGUAGGACUUACUUAAUAGUUGUUUGCUGGCAGCUGUUUGGACCCAAAUUUGGUUAUGUAACGUUGUUCCCCCAUUAUUUGUUUUACCCUAUUCUGAAAUUACAGUAAGGAAGUUUAAUCAUGUAAUACUUCUAGCAGGAUAUGUCGUGCAGAUACUCAAGACAGUUUAAUUGUGUGAUA